AUGUCCACAGACCUGAUUGAAAAGGACAAAGCGAUGGACACACCAAUCGACCGGGCUGCGUCCGGUAUUGUCUUGGACAAGGACGGAAUCAAGGACAUUGAAGCCACCUGGACCCGACAGAGCCAAGUUGGGCAAUCGGCCCGUCUGCGGUCGUCCUGUUUGUCGGAGGCACUGCAGAGAGAACCGGGGACCAAGCAGAUGGUGGAUAGAAAAAUCGUUCGACAGCAAAUGUUGGACGAACUAGACGAUCGCACAAAGAAGGACAUACUGACGGACAAACACUCUGGAAAGCCGCGUGUCGUCGAGGGCGGUUUGUACUUGACGUCGACCUUGGUGACGCCUAAAGAGGAAGCGAAGCUGCGAAGAAUAGCAUCGACGAGAACUAUUCAUCCAGAAAAGCUGCAACAUAUACCAGAACAUACAUGGUAA
Molecule: messenger RNA, 429 nt
Organism: Exophiala oligosperma
Lineage: Eukaryota; Fungi; Ascomycota; Eurotiomycetes; Chaetothyriales; Herpotrichiellaceae
Exons: 1
Coding region: 1-429 (142 amino acids)
Source: RefSeq, a predicted model, not a curated record